AUGCCAAACACUAAGGUCCUUGUUACCUCACGACGCAAGCCUGGCUUGACUAGGGAGGAAGUGCACGAAUACUUCCAUCAGAUCCAUGGGGCAUUGGCCCAGUCGCCUGAUCCAAACCACAAUCCAUCGAAAUACACUCAAUUUCAUUUUUACGACUCAGUAUGUCACGCGGAUGCAGACCAUCAAGCCGUUGCCGAUAUCGGUGCCGAACUAUAUUUCGAAUCCGAACAACAUCUCCUACUUGUGUUUCAGUCUGCCUGGGUUCGAGAAAACGUGUCGCCAGACAACCUGAACUUUUCUGACACCAAGUCAACAUGCCUUCGUAUCACGCAAGAAAAGGUCAUCUCCCUUGGGGGGGCUGCUAUAGAGGCCCCGAUGGAUUGCAAGCAAGCUGCGCCUGUAGCUAUCUUGCGACCUCACUACCAGUUUGAGCCCUUUUGCUACUGA
This is a messenger RNA of Fusarium falciforme, 447 nucleotides long. Its product is annotated as EthD domain-containing protein. Lineage: Eukaryota; Fungi; Ascomycota; Sordariomycetes; Hypocreales; Nectriaceae. The transcript has 3 exons. Gene Ontology annotation, molecular function: oxidoreductase activity. Bases 1 to 447 code for a protein of 148 amino acids. The record is from RefSeq and is a predicted model, not a curated record.